AUGAAGAGUCAGAAAAGGAUGCAAGAAGUUGUGACAAUCACUUUUCCAAAAGGCCAAGUAGGAAUGGCCGUUCCUGCUGCCGCGCCCCCGGUGUGCCAGCCCAAGGGCACCACUAACGGGCACUACCCAGCCCCGCGCCUGUCCAUCUCCUCCCGAACCACGGUGGUAGCCAGAAUGGAAGGUGCCUCCCAAGGGGGCCUGCAGACCGUCAUGAAGUGGAAAACAGUGGUUGCCAUCUUUGUGGUGGUGGUGGUCUACCUCGUCACAGGUGGUCUCGUCUUCCGGGCUUUGGAGCAGCCCUUUGAGAGCAGCCAGAAGAAUACCAUUGCUAUGGAGAAGGCAGAAUUCCUGCGAGAUCAUGUCUGCGUGAGUCCCCAGGAGCUGGAGACAUUGAUCCAGCAUGCCCUUGACGCUGACAAUGCAGGAGUAAGUCCAAUAGGAAACUCUUCCAACAACAGCAGUCACUGGGACCUUGGAAGUGCCUUUUUCUUUGCUGGAACUGUCAUCACCACCAUAGGGUAUGGGAAUAUUGCUCCAAGCACUGAAGGAGGCAAAAUAUUUUGUAUUUUAUAUGCUAUCUUUGGAAUUCCACUCUUUGGUUUCUUAUUGGCUGGUAUUGGAGACCAACUUGGAACCAUCUUUGGGAAAAGCAUUGCAAGAGUGGAGAAAGUCUUUCGAAAAAAGCAAGUGAGCCAGACCAAGAUCCGUGUCAUCUCCACCAUCCUCUUCAUCUUGGCUGGCUGCAUUGUGUUUGUGACGAUCCCAGCUGUCAUUUUCAAAUACAUCGAGGGGUGGACUGCCUUGGAGUCCAUUUACUUCGUGGUGGUCACUCUCACCACGGUGGGGUUUGGUGAUUUUGUGGCAGGGGGAAAUGCUGGCAUCAAUUACCGGGAAUGGUAUAAACCCCUCGUGUGGUUUUGGAUCCUGGUUGGCCUGGCCUACUUUGCAGCUGUCCUCAGUAUGAUCGGAGAUUGGCUACGGGUUCUAUCCAAAAAGACAAAAGAAGAGGUGGGCGAGAUUAAGGCACACGCGGCCGAGUGGAAGGCCAAUGUCACGGCGGAAUUCCGGGAGACCCGGCGGCGACUCAGUGUAGAGAUCCACGACAAGUUGCAGCGGGCCGCCACCCUACGGAGCAUGGAGCGCCGGCGCCUAGGCCUGGACCAAAGAGCCCAUUCGCUGGACAUGCUCUCCCCGGAGAAACGCUCCGUCUUCGCUGCCCUGGACACAGGCCGCUUCAAGGCCUCCUCCCAGGAAAGCAUCAACAACCGACCCAACAACCUGCGCCUCAACAAGGGCUCCGAGCAACUGCACAAACACGGCCAGGGUGCCUCGGAGGACAACAUCAUCAACAAAUUCGGCUCCACGUCCAGGCUCACCAAGAGGAAAAACAAGGACCUCAAAAAGACUCUACCCGAGGACGUGCAGAAAAUCUACAAGACCUUCCGAAAUUACUCCCUGGACGAGGAGAAGAAGGAAGAGGAGACGGAGAAAAUGUGCAACUCGGACCACUCGAGCACAGCCGUGCUGACCGACUGCAUCCAGCAGCCGGCGGCCGAGAAUGGUGUGAUCCCCAACGACACCAAAGACAGGGACCUCGAGAACAACUCUUUACUUGAAGACAGAAACUAAAAAAAAAGGGGGUGGCCUGGCCCCAUGACUCAACCAAGCGUUGUGUGUGUGCGUGUGUAAAACUGUGUGCGUGUGUGUGUGCGAGUCUGUUUUUAAAUCUUCACCCUGACACACGUGCCUUAAACCAGACUUCUUGCUCGUCCGGAAUUACAUAGCAUUGGAGAAAAUACUUCACUGUGCCAUAGACCACCGAGAAAGCUCGCCCUGUCCCCCCUCCAAGGAACCUAAGAACCAAAACUGUGCUCUCCUGAGGGUGAUGCAGGGUGCCCAGGGAAUGGCAGCACCCAGCAUGGGGAGGGGUUGCAGCAGCCUCAAAUAUCCAGGGCAUGUCCCUCUCCCUCUUUGGCAUGAUGUGUGCAACGUCCACUAACUCCCUAAAGGGGGUUGCCUUGGCUUAGCAUUUAUUUAAGGGGCCAUCAUGUGCUGAGACCAGCCUUCCCAAGGCAACAGGUUGUGGCUUUGACUUGGAAUCCGCUGCCCAGAGCUGGCCAAGAUGGGCCUCGGGGCCUACCAGAGGGGACCUAUAAACUGGGGUUAGAGCUGACCUAUUGGCAUAUGCUCUGAGCUGGCAUUUCUUGAUGCAAACCCGUUCGGCAGCAAACCUUAGUCUUUUUAAGUUUCAAAUGAAUGUCUGCGGGACUCAACAGCACCUCAAAUCGUUGGAAGCACAUCAGAGCACAGGUAUUAAGAGGUGCGAUGGCUUUCAUUACAAAAGAAAAAAAACCCCACAAAUAUUCACCAACAUAUCACACUGUGGAGAUCGAAGUCACCUACGACCGAGGCCUACUGAGUUUUAUUCUUUUUUUUUUUCUUCUUCUCCUUUCUUGCAGGGGUGGGGAGCCCAAGUGCUGGCUUUGGUGAGAACUCAGCCUCCGUCAUGACAGGUGACAGAAAGCAUCAGGCACUUUCCUCAGUGGGAGCGAUGGUGAAAAAAAAAUCCAUUUCCAUGUUCACUUUUCUAGUGGAACUUUGGUUAUAACUGGGUUAGAUGGACAGGGGGAAACAUACCAAAACUAUUGCCUUGCAUGAUGCCAGUGGCUUGCCGUUCUAACUAAUUCUAGGUGUCUUUUUUUUUUUUAAUACAAGAAUAGACAUCUUGCAUGUCUGAAACAUACCAAGGAUGACCACGGUAUCAUUCCAUCUCAGGGCUUUCCAUCCCUUUGCGUGUCCUAGGUUAGACCUAGUGAGGAGAUCCAAUUCUGCUCUCUCCAAGCAAAUGGAAAAUGAAUCUCUCAACCAACCCUUGCACAAGAAGAUUUAAUUGUUUUAAUUGCUUGCAGCUUAAGUGCCAUUAAUACCAUUGGAGAAAAAAAAGUACGACUUAAAUGAAGUAUUUAAAUCUCAUUUUAUGUUUGGGUGCUUUAAUUUCUUUUUAUUGUUUUUUUUUUUUUUUAAAAAGGUUUAGAACAUCACUUCUUCCCCUUGAUUUUUUGCUCCAUUUCUCAGCACCCCUGACUCACUAACAUUGGAUCAUGGUGGUAUUUGAGGUGCAUAAUAUUCCACAUGGGUUGCUUCUACAUGUUCCUCAUGCUUAGAGCAUCAGGGGAAGCAAGGUGGAGUGGGGUGGGGGAAGCUGGUCCUAGUUUUUGAGAGGAAGGCUUUAGAUGCCUUUUCAUCAGAAAACGAUAAUGUGUUAUUAAACCAACCACACCCUGUGAUGCCUCAUUCUUUUCCUAAAAGAAAAACGUGGACCAUUGGGCUGUUUCAACUUAACUCAUUGGGUUGUUUCAACUUAGCUCUUUGACUCACAUACACAUGUAAGCAUUUUGAAUUUGGCAACACUGGGAUGUUGUUGGGAGGGAUUUCACAUGGCUGAUAGAGUGGAUUAAUCAGAAUUUUCUAGGACAAAAAGAAAGUUCCAGAAAGCAGUUUCUCUAUGACUUGUAGGGAAUACUAUACCCAUAACAUCCUUGACCAUUCAUUCCCCAGAACCAGAGCUGUUCUUCCUGUUUCUUGAGUGUAAAGUUCUUCCAUUCAUGGGACACAUGUAGCACCCCACUCCAUACCACCAGCCCCAGUGCCAACUUUCAGACUCUGAAUUAAAAGCUCUGGAUUACUUUUGGGCUGGAGCCAAGAAUAACUUUGAUGCUUCAAAGUCACCUAUCCUAUUCCAGGUGGGCUUAGGAUUAGCAUCAUUGGGCUGAUGCAGUGGCUCCUUGGACUUCCUUCCAAGACAAAGAUACUUGGGAAAACGUUGUGUAGGUGUAGGCAUUGGUACUUUCUGUGGGCAUCAUUCCAGUCUGACAAAACGUGUUUCAGAAAUUGGUCAGAAAAAUCAGAGUUGCUCGUUAAAAAGCUUCUUGAUUAAACAGUCCAUGGAUCUCGUUCAUUUGGGUUCAAACCCUAUGUAAUUUUCUACCUUCUCCAGAUCAGCAUGUUAAAUUUUUAGAUUCUUCUACUCUGAACAGUUAAAUCUGACAAUUAGACUUCCCCAGCAUUUCACCAAUGGCUUCCAUGGGCAGGCAUGAGAUAAGGCACUUUAUGGGCAUUAGCUCACUGAGUCUUCACGGUAACAUUGGGGGAGAAAGUGUUUGCAACCCCGUUAUGCAGAUGAAAACAUGGUGGUUCAGGGAAGCCAAGUAGUUAUCUUACCAAUGGCACAUGACAAGAAGGGGGAGAGCUUGUCUUCAAAGGCUUUACCAAAGUCUUCUUUUGACUUUGUGACAGUGUCUGUGUCCAUACUGUUGUGUGUGGUGCGUGUGUGCAUGUGUGCGUGCACUAAUAUAUUUCUAGAUUCCUAGGCUUCCAGAAGUAGUAAAUGAUCGUUGUUACCAAGAGGUCUUUGGUCUAAUAUCAAGAGGAUUAAGGUCUUUGUGUGCAUUUGUCUUGUUUUUAGUUUUAAUUUGGGGGGUGCUAUCAUCCAUCCUUUCUGUGUUGUUAAAAAUGCCCCCCUGAAAGCACUCUUUUGCACUUUACCUGUUUACUUUGCAGGAAUUCUGCUUUUUAGCAGGAACAGAACAAUACAAAGCACUAAGCUCACACUCUACAGAAAGGAAAAGGUUUGGUGUGUUGUAUAUACAUUUCCCCCAACAAGUCAAGUCCCAGUGACAUGGAGUGAUUGAAACACACCCUUAGCUGAGAGUAGGGGAAAUCUUCAAUAACCCUUUAACAGAGCACAGAUGGGGCUAAAGCUCCGAAGAAUAAAAUCACAGAAGAACACAUUGUGGAGAAUGAUCCAUUACAUUUUGGGGCCAAGAGUUUGGCAAACUGUAAUGUAUUAUCCAAAGGGAAAGCUGAGAGGGAAUAAGAGGUUGGAAUCCUCUUUGUAUAAGCUGAGAUUUGUGGGGAGGCCAGUUAUUUUGAAGUAGUUUGAAUGUUGUUUUCUUUCAAAAGCUAGAGCCAAAUAGCACAUACAAUAUAUGUGACUAUGGCAAAGUAGCCUCAAAUUCUUUAAAUAUCUGUGGAUAAGGCAAACAAACUUUCUACUAUCAGCCCAGCCUUGACUUUAAACCCCAUGCCUGGUAUCCCCUCUAGCCUGAAUGAAGUCUAUAAUUUGCACAUGGAAUGAGUCCAUCUGCAGAAUCUUUAGUGGAAACUCUCACUGGACUUUCCUUCUAAAACUGUGCUGGAAACUUGUGAGAAUAAAAUUGUCAAUUUGAAUAAACUACCACUUGGUACCCACUCUUAAACCCAAGGUCGAUCCUAGGAAUGUGUCUUGCUUGGGAUGGGGUCUUAAGUGCUGUGGUCACAACACACAUAGUUGACCUAUUAUAAAGGUGAUAGGUGACCUGUCUGUGAUUGUGGAUUCCUCAGCCCAUUGUCCUUAUCUAAGCAACACAUCUUGGGAAUUGGACUUUAAUUGAAUAGUCAAGUUCCCUCUGAGGCUUGCAUGCUCUCUGACUGAACCUUCCCUAGUCCAUGAAUGGUUGAUAUUUAUUAAGAGUAUUAUAAGCUGGAUUGGUGAAGACUAGAUAUUGACCCCAUUUCUUUUUUUGGUUUUGUUGAGACCUGAAGUCUCCUGCCCAUUUGCAGACUGGUUUUCUGGUUAAUUUAUAGAACCAGAUGUAUUUGAGAUCCUAGUGUCCAAAUUGAGGUCAUGUCCUCUGUAAACUCCUCCUGUUCUCACCACUAGUGCAGUAUCAGCAGAAGGCUCAUGUGCAUGGUUUCUAGUGAAGAAUUUUAAGCUGUUGCUUUUGGCAAUCGGUUGUAUCAAAGGUUCCUUUUUGUUACUUCCAAAUUCAUAAAUUAUAGACAGACCCUACCCUUUGUGGAUCUGCUUAUAAGAACAUGGCUCUUUUGUGUUGGAAGCCCUAGGUACAAUAGAUAUUAUUAGUAAACAACCCCCUUUUCUUUCCUCUGAGAUGUUAUUUUUGGGUGGAGUCAAUUCUGCUCAUUUAUUUGUGUGCUUGGUUUUGGAGGGGGGAAGUAGUGAGAAUAUGGCCAGAAUUUGGGUAGGGCAGGCAUUUUUUUUCAUGGUAUUGGGCAAGAAUGCAAACUAUUGAGUAUGUUUCAUGGUUUUUAAACUAGAGGAAUUCACAUAGAAAAACAAAUAUGCAAGAUUCUCCAAAACAUGAGGGAGAGGACCACAAUUGCAUUUCUUGCCUCGACUUUCAGUGUUCUGCUCAUGUCCCACACAGGGACCGUUUUUUCUCUCAAUGCUCAGAAGCAGUUGUGUUCAAAAGAGUGGCUGCACGAGGUUUUGGAGGAAUAGCCUAAGAGUGGGUUGGUAGUGGCCUUAAAAAGUAAUCUCUCUUGAAGCAAAAAGAUGAUUUGUAUUGGAGACCACAGUUGUAGGUUCUUCAUGUGACAACUUUGGAAUAGCAUGCCUGUUUCCAUGGCUGUAAAUAAAGCCCUGCACUUUGCCCUUAACCAGCAAACCAGCACCAUUUACUCCCUUCUUUCCCCACCAUCUGUGUGACCCUCAGUCUUCCUUCUCAUGGUGGUCCCUCAGUACAUGACAUCAGCACAAAGGCACUGAGGAAAAGUCAGAGCUGUUUGAGUUUACUGAAAGUGAUGAUUAUUUUCACAGGUGCCUACAAGAUUUGGAAUCUACUCUGUGUUCAAUUCUUAAGUGAAAAUUCUCAAAUAGUUCCCUGUCUAUUAAAAAACAAUCCUUGGGUGGACUCUCAUUCCAUUUAUAUGGCAGAUCAAGGGAACAGAGGAUUCAUUGCAAAACUUCUGAGCCUUCAAGGCAUCAAGCUUGAUGGGAAAAGGUGCAGCGGUGCCUAGGAGAGAAAUCCUGAUCAACUCACAAGGCAAUCUCUGGCCACUUCCUCACCCCAGAGUGACAGGCAGGGGACACUCAGUGACAACAAUGAUGAUGUUAAUUCAUGUGUGGAGGUGUUUUACCUAGUUUUUCUCUAUAUAGGAUUUUAUGGUGCUUUAAAGAAAAGGCAUUUUACAGAAAAUAACAUGGGUUGGGGGGGAGGAGGGCAUUUCUUAAUGUUCUUAGGAAAACUACAAAGGGAAAUAUGCUUGUAACAUUUCAAUAAGCUGUGCUGCUAUUGUCUUUAUUUGAUGAUGUAAUUCUUUUCCCCAAUGAUGGAGAAAAUGGCAACAAAGACCUUCUGGAAGAUCAAA
Molecule: messenger RNA, 7149 nt
Organism: Suncus etruscus (white-toothed pygmy shrew)
Lineage: Eukaryota; Metazoa; Chordata; Mammalia; Eulipotyphla; Soricidae
Gene: KCNK10
Product: potassium two pore domain channel subfamily K member 10
Exons: 7
Coding region: 1-1629 (542 amino acids)
Biological process (GO): stabilization of membrane potential; potassium ion transmembrane transport
Cellular component (GO): membrane
Molecular function (GO): potassium ion leak channel activity
Source: RefSeq, a predicted model, not a curated record